Molecule: messenger RNA, 6258 nt
Organism: Pantherophis guttatus
Lineage: Eukaryota; Metazoa; Chordata; Lepidosauria; Squamata; Colubridae
Gene: BCL2L13
Product: BCL2 like 13
Biological process (GO): regulation of apoptotic process; apoptotic process
Cellular component (GO): mitochondrion; membrane
Source: RefSeq, a predicted model, not a curated record
UGGCCAUAAUAACAGAAAUUUGCAUGUCUGAUUUUGUUGGUUUCCUCAUCCCUCGUCCUCCCUUUUGCCUAAAUAACAAUUCUUUCAUGUUUCCGUAAAAGUAACCUUUCUUACUCUCUAUAAUAACUCUAACUCAUUUGGUUAGAAGAAAGCACAAGAUAGACAAAAUAAUUGACCAUAAUCAGUUGGGAUACAGAACAAUCUUGCAGGCAAAAAAAAAAUUUAAAAAAAAUUGCAUGGGCAGAAAAGGAACAAAAAAACCAAGAGGACUGCUGUUUGUGACUUGAUAACUGAAUAUGGUAUAAAGUUUUGAAUGGAAUAGAGGCUGAGCUCUCCUGCUCUGCCUAAAUAAAAAUGAUGAUGUCUAUAGAACAGUAAGGCCACCUAUCCCGAGAAGAAAUAAUAAACGAAGAAAACAUUACGUGGGCCAUAAUCCUACGGAAUUUUGGAAGCCAACUCAAUGGCAUCCUCUACUGCUGUACCUGUAGGUUUUCAUUAUGAAACAAAAUAUGUUGUCCUCAAUUAUUUGGGUCUCUUGUCACAGGAAAAGCCUCAGGAACAGCCCUCUCUGUCCACUCAAGAUCCAUCUACGUUCUCACAAGCUGUAGAAAAAGAGAUCUUGGAGAAAGUUAAAGCCGAAAUUGAGGAAGAAUUGAAACAUCUUGAUGAAGAAAUUUUGGAAGCUUUCACUACAACUGGCUUUGACUGCCACACAUCUCCAGUAUUUAGUCCUGCAAACCCUGAGACUUCAAUUGAAGACUGCUUAGCUCAUCUUGGAGAGAAAGUAUUCCAAGAAUUGAAAGAACCCAUUGAAAAGGCAUUAGAGAUCCUACUUAGCAAAUCAGUGAAUUAUCAGGAAUAUAAAGAGAGGACGCAGGAAGCAGCAAGUCAUGCCAGUGGAUGGAGCAAGGUUUUAGUGCCCUUGGUGAUUCUUCAGAGGUUCUUGGUAGAGCUGUCCAAACGGGGCCAAGAACCACUUGGUGCACUUGUGAAUUUUGGAGUGACCUAUCUUGAAGAUUAUGUUGCAGAUUACAUCAUCCAGCAAGGAGGAUGGGGAACUGUUUUUAGUUUGGAUUCUGAAGAGGAAGAGUUCCAUGGAAUCAUUGCUGAAGACAGCAAUGACAUCUACAUCUUAACUAGUGACAACUCAGGCCAGGUGAGCCCACCUGAGUCACCCACAGUAACAACAUCUUGGCAGUCGGAGAGCUUACCUGUUUCUUUGUCGGCCAGCCAGAGCUGGCAUACAGAGAGCUUGCCAGUUUCGUUGGGGCCCGAGUCGUGGCAGCAAGUAGCUAUGGAUCCUGAAGAAAUCAAAAGCUUGGACAGCAAUGAAGGUGGUGAAGAAAGGAGUGAAAACAACUCUUCAAAUUCAGAUAUUGUACAUGUUGAGAAGGAAGAGAUACAAGAGAGUGUUGAGGCAGCAGUGUCAGAAGUGAGCCUGCAAGCAAGUGCUAAAAAAUUGAGCUUGCCAGAAGUCCCAGCUGCAUUGCUGAAAACGGAGUCAGAGGCUGAAAGCUUAUUGAUCAAAAGACUAAGCCCUUCUGCACCUUUGCCCACUGAGGGUCACAAAGAAGGGAGCGUAGUGGAAUAUCCUGAUCCUGAUCCUUUGAUGUUGAGUAAAACUGCCAAACAACUAACUCCUUCAAGUGAAAAGGCUUCCCCCAAGCCUGAGAAAAUACAGCUACCAGAAGAAGAAGCAAAACUACCGAGAGAGAGCUAUUCUGAAGAGAAGUCGUCUGAUGGAGAGGAGAAACCCAUUCUUUUGCCAGAAGGCAAAUCACUUCUGCUCUAUGGUGGGGCAGCUGCAGUAGCUAUCCUGGCUGUCGCAGUAGGUGUAGUGCUGACACUGAGGAAGAAGUAGUCAACUGUUCUCUUCAGAAAUACUGCCUGAAUUGGUUGCAUUGACUUAAGGUUUGCUAUGCCUCCUGUUAAUGAGAAAUCUGUGUAACGUGACAGGAAGGUGGGGCAUGAGUUUACUGCUAUUUCUAGGACAAUCAUGUUUUUAGUGGCCUGGGACUGGAUCUUCCUCUUUAAUUAUAGGGGUAAUAUUGGAACUCCCUUGCACAUUUAAGUAUCUCAAUAUAUCUGAAAAAAUUGGGGUGGGGGGUGGGAUGUUGCUUAUACACUGGAAAUCGGAUCAGGAAAUCCCAGGGCAAUGGAAAAGUUAAUUGUUAACCCUGGAGAAUUCCUUUAUGUAGCUGCUAUUGCAGCUUCUUUGUUCACCUCCACCUCUUGAAUGAGAGGUUCUCUAAUCAUGUAGCAUGAGGCUACUUCAUACCCUUUUGUCUCAGCUUCCUCAGGUACUGCAUUGCUCCCAAAUUUUAUGAUUAAACCCCUAAAGCUAUGAAAUGAAAGCCUUCCAUGUAAGGAUGAAAGUAUAAUGCAUUUUGGAGAAAGGUAAUGUUUUUUUUUUCUAUCAUUGUACAUUAAGCAUUUUUGUGAUCUGCUAUUGUUGUGUCUCUGUCCCUAUCCCCUCAUUCAUCCAGCUUUAUCGUGUCAGUUUAGUUAUCAAAGAUACACUCCUUUCAUGUAAGUACCUAUCACCAUUUUGAUGAAUGCAAAAGAAGAAAAUAUUUCCAUGUAGUAAGCAAAAAAGUACAAGGUCAAGAAUUGAAUACUAUAUAGGUAGUCCUCGACCUGACAACCAUUUGUUUAGUGACUGUUCAAAGUUACAAUGGUACUGGAAAAAGUGACUUAUGACCAUUUUUUCACACUUAACGACCACUGUAGCAUCCCCAGGGUCAUAUGAUCAAAAUUUGGGUGCUUGGCAGCUAGCAUGUCUUAUGGCGGCUGCAGUGUCCUGGGGUCAUGUGAUCACUUUUGGCAAGCAAAGUCAAUGGGGAAGCAAGAUUCACUUAGCAACAAUUUACUAACCUAACAACUGCAAUGAUUCACUUAACAACUGUGGCAAGAAAGGUCAUAAAAUGGGGCAAAACUCACUUAACUGUUUUGCUUAGCAACAUAAAUUUUGGGCCGUUAUGGUCAUACGUCGAGUACUACUUCUACAGAUUUAAUUCAAAAUUGUUUCAAAAUGUAUGAAGUAUAAAUAGAAAACUUGUCUGCAACUCUUUAAAGCAAUUGUGCUUUAAAGAAAUAUGGAUGAUUUCCCUCUAGAUUUGCUGUUUCUCAGAAAAAGAUAGUUGCUUUAGAAAGUUCAAAACAAGUGCUGUGAAGCACUUCUGCAAGUUCCAAAACACUUUUUCUAUCUAAACUUGAAGCAGUAUGGCCCUACAAAAUUCCAGUAUUUAAUAGAUUAAAAUCUGAUUACUUAUAGAUUAAAAUCUGAUUUGUUAAUUCAGUUGCAAGAUUGGAACACUUAAGUUUACUUUUAUCGUUGUAAUGAAUUCAAAAUCUUCAAGGAAAUGACUCAGCAGUUAACUGAAAUAGCAUUUGUCUCAAAGGUGCUUUUUCCAAAAAGCAACUGGACUUUUUUUUUUCCCCCUUGAAAACGUUUCGCUUCUCAUCCAAGCUUCUUCAGUUCUUGGAUGAGAAGCAAAACAUUUUCAAGGAAAAAAACCAAGGAAGUCCAGCUGCCUUUUGGAAAAGCGCCUUUGGGGCAACCAUGACCUGGAUGAUUGAGAAUGUCCAUAGACACGAAAUGGCAUUUGUUUCCAAUUUCCAGUUUCCUGGCCACUGGAGGAAAAAUGAUUUGAAACCAUGUCUUGUAAAGCUCAUGUAACUUUUCAGGUAACUUCUUUUCUAUGUGUAGACGAUUCCUUUUUAUUCCAUCAGCUAUAAUUGGGCCCAGGAAAAAAAAAAUAAAAUUGAUCAUUUAUGUCAAAUUGUUAUUUUGUGUGUGUUGGAAAGCUCUGAUGGUGACAUUGUCAUCAGUAACAUAGUAUCACAGGUUUUUACUUGAACAGUAACAUGGCAGCAGCCUCUUUUUACAUAUUUUGGAGAUGAGCUACAAUUUCCUCUUUCCCUUCCCAUUAAACCUAUUAUUAAAAAAAUCAAAUUUGAUGAUAGAGUUGGGAGUGUUUUACCCUGUUUCCCCAAAAAUAAGACAUCCCCUGAUAAUAAGCCCAAUCAGGCUUUUUGAGUGCAUGGCAAUAAGGCCAAGUGCUUAUGUCAGGGUUCAAAAAAAUAUAAGACGGCCUUAUUUUCGGGGAAACACGGUAGUUAACAUCCCAUCUCUAGUCAGUAUGCAUGUCUGGGAGGCUACACCUAUAAACAUUUGUGUUCAAAUACUAUAGGACACUUGGUGUAAUAUAUAAGUAUUUACAAGUCUUGAUUAAAUAUACAUGCACUUUUUCAUAGUACUCAUCAUGCAUUUUUCAGAAUGAAGUGCCUCAGUGUGUUCCAGUGGGAUUAACUGUUUUCUGCCCCAAAAUCAAAAAUCUAGCUGUAACCACAAGUUACAUUUUUUUAAUGUGUAGGGGUGGGAGUGGGGUGGGGAGGAAACUGAUAUUGGACAUAUUAAAUAAUUAUGUUUUGAUAGAAGCAUUGUUGCUAGAAGAUUGCUAUAGAUUUCGGCUGCAGCUUAUCCUCUUAUCUACAGUAAAUGAUGGAGGAAAUACAGGUAGCCCUCGACUUACAAUAGUUCAUUUAGUGACUGUUCGAAGCAGCACUGAAAAAAAGUGAUGUAUGACCAUUUUUCAUAUUAUAACUGUUGCAGCAUCCCCGUGGUCACAUGAUCAAAAUUCAGACACUUGGAGACUGACUCAUAUUUAUGACGGUUGUAGUGUCCUGAGAUCAUGUGAUGACCUUUUGUGACCUGACAAAGCAAAGUCAAUGCGGAAGUCAGAUUCACUUAACAACCAGGUUACUUAACAACUGCAAAGAUUCACUUAAGAACUGUGGUAAGAAAGAUUGUUAAAUAGAGCAAAACUCACUUAAGAAAUGUCUCAGUAACGAGAUUUUGAACUCAAUUGUGGUCGUAAGUUGAGGACUACCUGUAAUCAGUGUAAGGUUAAAUAUCAAUCCAUUUUGUCCAAUUUCAGCCGUGUCUAUUUGAACAGAAGAUAACAGACUGAACACCUGAGAUACUUUCUCUUUCAUUUCCAGGAUGAUUACUUAGUUAUAGCUAUGCUCAUUCAAAUGAUCCAAUAUCUCAACCAAUAAACAGUGAGAUGAUUUACUUUUCAUAGCCAGUAAAAUGUUAGAGUGCUAAGGAUUAGAAUUAGGGGGAAAUGAUGAAUUAACCCUUUCAAAUACGGAUAUAUUACAACUUGAUUAUAGAUUACCUAAUUUCUGAAUUUAAGGGGCAAAUUUUCCAGUUUUGACUACUGGUGCUUCAUAAUGGAUUAGACCUUGGUUAAGAUGUGAAAACUUGUAUUUGGUUUUUUGGAACUGCAGUCAUUAAUUCUGUAGAAAAUAUUACCAUAUCCUUCCCAGUGCUAGUGAAAUGAAGACAAAGUAAAGGUAUACCAGUAGGAUUUCAAUAAUAUGUGUUAUAUAACUGUCACUUCAAAAUAUUUCAUAGUUCUGCAAUAGAAGUUCUACAAUGUUGUUGGACUAAAUGCUGCAAACUAUACUUACUUUCUCCUUCCUGCUGCUUCCAUUGGGGAAAAAGGCUGCAGUAAAGACGCAGUAAAAACAGUUUUGCUGCCUACUGAAAUACUCGUUUCCUUCAUGUGAAUAUACUUUUGGUUCCUGAACUACCUGCUGUGGAUGACCUGCAAGAGUUCUUGAAAGCAAAAUAAGUGUCAUGCUUGCUUAGUGUUUUGCACAAUAAGCUGGAGCUGAGUAAUUAUUUUAACAAAUAGAUGCUUCAGAACCCGCUUGUGCAUAUCUGAAGCAUUUCUACAUUGUGACUUUUAAUCUGGUUGGAAAGCUGCCUGUCUGACCUUGUUUGUACACUGAUCCAGGAAGAGAGAUUUGCCUGUAUUUAUGGCUUGAAAACCUUUCCAAGAAUUCAUAGAACCCUAAAAUAACCCAUGCUAGUUAAAAAAUUAAGCCAUUUGAUGAUUUCUUCUUGAACUACAGUACUAUUAUUACUUUGCGCUAACAGUUUCAUGAGGAUGCACAACUCUUCUUCUUAGCAUUGGACGUGUUAAGGCAGAGUGGUAUUUCCUUAAGCUGUAUGACCAUAAUUAUUUCCCUGGAGCUAUUUUAAGAAACACGGUGAGGAGGGCAGACAUAAUCACCAUCUUACUGUUACAGGCUUCUACUGUAUGAAUUGAAAAAUACUGCUUCCAGUGUUAAAAACAAGUGUUCCUACUGUUUAUAAAAGAUUAUGUGUAUUUUUGCUUGACCAAUAAUCUCAAGUAAGAGUACGCCCUUAUUUGUAUUUUAUUAAAGUUAAAUUUUGAAGAAAAA